AAAACACAAAGCAACAAUUAAAGCUCUAAUUCCAACUGAGAUUUAAUUUCUUCCUCUCUUCUCCGUGAUGGUGACAGGAAACAAUCUUAAGCCAAAGACUGUCACAACCGCUUCCAACCUAGCCAACCUGUUGCCCACUGGCACCGUCUUGACGUUCCAAGCUCUGUUGCCUUCCUUCUCCAACAAUGGAGAGUGUUUGCCGUCCCAUAAGUACCUAACCUUGGGACUCAUUUUCAUUUUUUCUGUAGCAUGUUUCCUCUCUUCCUUCACUGACAGUUUCGUUCAUGCUGAUGACGGGAAGCUCUACUACGGUAUUGCCACCAGCAACGGCCUCUACGUUUUCAACGACGGACUUCACCUGAUCAAUAAAAAUACAAAGAAUAUGUUAGAACUAGAAAAGUACCAUCUGACUCCUAUAGACUUUGUGCAUGCAAUUGGGUCUUUGAUUAUGUUCUUGGUGGUUUCCAUUAGCAGCCCCAACGUGCAGGACUGUUUCUUCUCCAACGCGGGGCCGAAUGAGAAGGCAAUGAUCACGAAUCUGCCGCUGGGAGCCGGCCUUUUGGCCAGUGUCCUGUUCAUGAUUUUUCCUACGAGACGCCAACCCAUGUGACAGGGUUUGGAACCCUUGAUAAUUCUAUUUUUUGCAAGAUUGUGUAGGAAAUCACUCAUGUUCCAACUCUUGAAGGCAGUUU
This is a messenger RNA of Rubroshorea leprosula, 692 nucleotides long. The record is from the annotation of a GenBank genome assembly. Lineage: Eukaryota; Viridiplantae; Streptophyta; Magnoliopsida; Malvales; Dipterocarpaceae.